AUGGUGCGUGCCAUCGACGGUCAUCAAAUACCCUCGUAUAGGAAGCAUGAUCUGGUCUUUGGCCUCGCGGACAGUCGAGGAAAAAAGCAAGAGCAAACCUUGAAGGCGUAUGCUGUGGACAUGCGAGGAUACGACCUUAUUCUCGGUUUCCCUUGGAUCUAUGAUGUCGAUCCAGACAUUCAUUAG
Molecule: messenger RNA, 186 nt
Organism: Letharia columbiana
Lineage: Eukaryota; Fungi; Ascomycota; Lecanoromycetes; Lecanorales; Parmeliaceae
Exons: 1
Coding region: 1-186 (61 amino acids)
Source: RefSeq, a predicted model, not a curated record